AUGGGCGUCACCGGUGCUGGGAAGAGUUCAUUUAUUUCCCUGUGUAGCGACGAAACCGUCGAAGUUGGGCACGAUUUAACGGCUCAUACUAGUAGAGUGGACGUCUAUUCGUUUAAAUAUAAUUCAUCAACCACAGUCUAUCUCAUCGAUACCCCAGGCUUCGACGACACGAGCCGAUCCGAUACCGAAGUCCUGCAAGACCUCGCUGCAUUUCUUACGAGGUCCUAUGUCCAGAAAGUCAAGCUUAAUGGAAUCAUAUACCUACACCGGAUUACAGACGUGAGAAUGCAAGGGUCCGCGAAAAAGAACCUCAUGAUGUUCAAGAAACUAUGCGGAAAAGACGCUCUGAAGAACGUUAUCCUCGCAACCACCAUGUGGUCACUAGUCGAUAGAGAGAAAGGAGCAGAGCGAGAAGCACAAUUACUCUCUACACCAGAAUUCUGGGGCUGGAUGAAAGACCAAGGAAGCACCGUAAUGCGACAUUCGGGGGACCGACGCUCGGCAGUAGAGAUCAUCGACCACUUCGUCGAGCAGAAUGUUCCUAUGACGCUAGAUAUCCAGGACCAAAUGGUGAACCAGAACCGGGAUCUAGAUCAGACCUCAGCAGGACAAGAGCUCCAAAGCGAGCUGAUCCGCGAGCGAGAAAGAUUUCAAGCUGAGCUCCGUCAAGUCCAGGAGGAUAUGCAAGAGGCCAUCAAAGAGCGCGACGCACUCGCCGAGGAAGCCUUGAAAGAGGUUCGGGACGAGUAUAUGAGUAAGAUCGGAGAACUGAGUCAACAAGGCGAAGAACUCAAGAUUAGCAUGCAGAAGCUGCACGAGGCGAAUUACAAGGAAUUAAGGGAUCAUAUGAUCGAGCAGGUGGAGUCUCACAGGAGGAGAAUGCACCAUCCGAUCCAGAGAUGA
This is a messenger RNA of Mollisia scopiformis, 903 nucleotides long. RefSeq lists its product as uncharacterized. Bases 1 to 903 code for a protein of 300 amino acids. NCBI's taxonomy places the organism in Eukaryota, Fungi, Ascomycota, Leotiomycetes, Helotiales, Mollisiaceae. Gene Ontology annotation, molecular function: GTP binding. The transcript has 3 exons. The record is from RefSeq and is a predicted model, not a curated record.